AACAGGAAGUGUUGAGGUGAGUUUCGGUUGAAACUUCAGGUGAGCUCAAACUGUGACUGAGUGUGCAACUAAAAGUUUUUCUUAACACAAGCCUUCUGGGUCUUCAGACUUGGCAGAUAUGAAUUCAGCAGGGGCAGGAUCUAAUCUUCAGGUUUAUGCAGUUCGCUUCUGCCCCGGCCAGGAGAUUCUUGGAUCUCUCCAGGCUUUUGUUGAGGAGCGCCGACUUCAAGCACCAUUCAUCAUGACCUGCGUGGGCAGUGUCACUAAGGCGACACUGCGACUGGCAAAUGCCAGCGCCACAAAUACAAACGAGGUGAUUCAUCUCACUGGACAUUAUGAAAUUGUCUCCCUGGUUGGAACUCUUAACAGAGACGCUCACCUCCAUAUCAGCCUUUCUGACGCUGAAGGCAAGACCAUUGGUGGCCAUGUCCUGGGAGAUCUGGAGGUGUUCACCACAGCUGAAGUGGUCAUUGGCGAGGCUGCUGACUUGCUGUUCAUCAGGGAGAUGGACGACCAGACAGGUUUCCCAGAACUGGUUGUGCGACCACGUUUAACAACAAAAUAAUCCAUCCAACAGAGUUUAUUUUCAAAAUCACCCACAAAAGUGAUUAACAACCACUAGACACAGUGUUUUAGAUGAUCACUUAAUUAAAAUAUCUAAGAAAAUACCUUUUAUUUUGCUCCGUCUUGUAGAGUUGUGUGGAGUAAAAAGCUUUAGUCAUGAUGAUUUUGGUACUGUAAUACCUCAGGUUCCUUUAUAUGCAACCUUCUAGCUUGUAAGCACAGUUCUUGAACUUUGACUCCCAAUAAAAUUUCUAUUGCUUAGAUAAAAAA
Messenger RNA from Oryzias latipes (Japanese medaka), 834 nucleotides. RefSeq names its product bifunctional protein GlmU. The record is from RefSeq and is a predicted model, not a curated record. NCBI's taxonomy places the organism in Eukaryota, Metazoa, Chordata, Actinopteri, Beloniformes, Adrianichthyidae.